AUGAUCCAUCGUUUUGCACUGGCGUCGAAAACCCUCCCUGAUGAACUUCGCAAGAUUCUGGAGGCAGUGGUCAAAUGUGUCAACUUUAUGAAAGCUGGAGACCUGAACUCUAGCUUUUUCCAGAACCUUUGUAGACACAUGGAUUCAGAGCAUGAAGCCCUCCUCUUUUACUCCAAAGUGCGCUGGCUUUCCAAGGGCAAUGUUGUGAAUCGAGUGUUUGAACUUCGGGGAGAGCUUAAGUUGUUCCUGGAAGUGCAAGGGAAAGAUGAUCUAUUAAGUCACCUCAAUGAGGUAUUGUGGGAGCCACGUCUUGCAUAUUUAGCAGAUAUAUUUGAGCAGCCAAACAGGCUGUAUCUCAAGCUGCAGGGCAAGGACAGAAAUGUGUUUCACCUCAUGGAUUGUCUUCGUGCAUUUCUUGCCAAGCUCUAG
Molecule: messenger RNA, 429 nt
Organism: Homarus americanus (American lobster)
Lineage: Eukaryota; Metazoa; Arthropoda; Malacostraca; Decapoda; Nephropidae
Product: protein FAM200B-like
Exons: 1
Coding region: 1-429 (142 amino acids)
Source: RefSeq, a predicted model, not a curated record